This is a messenger RNA of Drosophila virilis, 4829 nucleotides long. RefSeq names its product Eph receptor tyrosine kinase (gene Eph). Gene Ontology annotation, biological process: protein phosphorylation; ephrin receptor signaling pathway; axon guidance. NCBI's taxonomy places the organism in Eukaryota, Metazoa, Arthropoda, Insecta, Diptera, Drosophilidae. The record is from RefSeq and is a predicted model, not a curated record. Gene Ontology annotation, cellular component: dendrite; plasma membrane. Gene Ontology annotation, molecular function: transmembrane-ephrin receptor activity; protein binding; ATP binding.
CAUAUAAAAAUGUGUGUGUCGCGUGUGAAUUUUUAGUAUACAAAAUUCCAAUAAAAACUCAAGAACUAUUUUGUCCGUGAUAAGGUUAACAUAUAUAGUAAUCCGAAGUCAAUUUGGAACUCAAUAAUUGAAAGUAUAACUAGCAACUUAGUGGGAAUAAGUCGUAUUAUACGUUCAUACAUACACAUUAAUGUUCAUCUGUGCAUAUUCGUUUUUAUAGAUAUGUGUGUAAGAUUUCAAUGCACGCACUGCACGCUGUGUAAGUUGCAAGAUAUGCAAAUAUUUUUGAACGAAGAUCGAGAUGCAUUCAUUGGAUUCGUUGCAUCGAAAGCAGACUAAAAAAAUUUCAUAACUUGGAUACGUUUUGCAUAAUCGUAACGAGGUGAACAUAUAUUUGUAGGAUACAGAGUGUCAUAGAGUUUCAUAAAUAAGAAAUGCAAUCAAAGCACUACAGCUUCCGACUACACGAUAUAACAAAAAAUUGUCAUGAUACGGAUUUAUCCAAAAAUAAAGCCGCUUGCACACAAUUUUCAGUGCAGAUAAAACAGUCUCAAAUGCCGAACCCGAUGCCGCUGCAGUGCAAUAUUAGUGAGUCUCGACAGCUCAGUAAAUUGUCAAUUUUUCAGUUGAUAUGGAUAAUAUGCAUUGCAUAUCAAUUAAAUAUUGCCAACGCUGAUCAAGUUGUUUUGUUGGACACAACAAGGGAGGCUACUCUAGAAUGGACAAGAUACCCAUACGGUCCGCAGGCCCAAACCCCAGGCUGGGUAGAGGAAUCAUUUACAGAUUUUGUAAAAGGCAUUAACUGGCGGAGUUAUGUGGUUUGUGAUGUUGCCUAUCAUAAUGUUAACAAUUGGCUUUGGUCGCCAUUUAUUGACCGUGGUCCUGCUAACCGGCUAUAUAUAGAAAUACAGUUUACGAUUCGAGACUGUUCGCUAUUUCCAGGAAAUGCCUUGUCCUGCAAGGAAACGUUCAGUUUGUUAUUCUACGAAUUUGAUGCAGCAACUCGAGAGCCUCCACCAUGGCAAACUGACAGUUAUAAACUUAUCGCUAGAAUCGCGGCUGGUGAAGGACGCUUUAAUCAAAAUUCAGAUGUCGAUAUAAAUACCGAAGUAAAGAGUAUAGCUGUUAGCAAAAAGGGUGUUUAUUUUGCGUUCCGCGACCAAGGCGCUUGCAUAAGCGUCUUGGCAGUAAAAGUUUACUAUAUAACGUGUCCAGCUGUUACCGAGAACUUCGCCCAUUUUAACGAGACACCCACCGGCCGAGAGAUAACCAUAAUUGAGAAACAAAAUGGAACAUGUGUUGAGAACGCAGAGCCUUAUGAGGCACCAACCUACCUAUGUAAAGGGGAUGGAAAAUGGACUAUUCUUACGGGCGGUUGCCGUUGCAAGGCCGGCUAUGAGCCAAAUGAUGUUAAUAACACUUGUACAGAGUGUUCGGCUGGGACAUUUAGAUCCGCAGAAGUACGUAAAUGUGUGUCAUGCCCCCCCAAUUCAAAUAGCUCCAAAACAGGAUCACCGAUGUGCAAGUGCAUGCCAGGUUUCUAUAGGCAUCCUGCAGACGGAAGACAUAUGCCUUGUUAUAGGCCGCCUGGAGCACCCAUGAAUCUCACCCUUUUAUUUGUUGACCAAACAAGCGCAAUAAUAUCAUGGACAGCUCCCGCAAAAGAAGAUGCGCUUUUAAUAAAUGGAGUAGAAAAAUAUCGCACUGAUGUCGUAUAUAAAAUACGUUGCAGUAUGUGCAACGCGAAUGUUAUGUUCAAUCCAUCAACGGACACGUUUAAUGAGACAAAAAUAACACUCACUAAUCUUGAUCCGGUUACCACUUAUACAGUACAAAUUCAUGCGACAAAUGGCGUCUCGCAUCUCGUAGAGAACGGAGCUUUUGCCAACGAAACGUAUUUGAACAGCGAAACGCCGUUUGGUAUUAAUUCUAGUUUUUCUAACAGCAACACCUAUCAACUAGAUCUUAGCGAAAUCAAAACAAAUUAUGCCGAAAUUGUAUUUACUACGGAGUCAGUUAUGCUAUCAACUGUGUUCAAUUUAAGAGUAGUAGCUAUUACUAACAAAGACGCCGACCUAAUUUGGGAUAAGCCCGGUCAAAGUGAUGCUCCCGUGGAACUAUAUGAAGUGCGCUGGUUUCCCAAGUCCGAAUUGGAAGCUAUUAAUAAAACAACAUUAAGCACAAAGGAAACAAAAGCUCGAAUCGAUAAUCUGAUGGAAAAUACUGAAUACGGAUUUCAAGUGCGUUGCAAAACAAUCAAUGGAUUUGGGUCUUACAGCAAUAUGGUCUAUGCCCAGACCCAUCAAUCUGUCGGUUCAGUUUAUGAGGAUUCAAUGCAAAUACGAUUUAUUGCUGGAGCCAUUGUGACGGGCGUUUUCUUCCUGGUGAUUUUUAUCGUUGCAACUGUAUACUUCAUGAGAUCGAAACAUCAAGACGAGCUCGAUAAAAAGUCCACGAAUCAUCUGCCAUUACCAAUGGAUUACGCUAGUAAUGAAGUAAAUGCCAUGGAUACAACUCCAAUUGUCAAGACUCUACAUUCAAAUGUGACGACCCCCUUAUUUGGGAGCAGCCGGAGCUACGUGGAUCCUCACACCUAUGAGGAUCCCAACCAGGCAAUAAGGGAAUUUGCUCGUGAAAUUGAUGCAAAUUAUAUUACAAUUGAAGCAAUAAUUGGUGGCGGAGAAUUCGGUGAUGUGUGUCGCGGUCGGCUCAAAAUUCCACCAAACUUCGUCCAGGACAUUGACGUGGCAAUCAAGACAUUGAAACCGGGGUCUUCGGAGAAAGCUCGAUGUGAUUUCCUAACGGAGGCCUCGAUAAUGGGACAGUUCGAUCAUCCCAACGUUAUUUACCUUCAAGGUGUGGUUACGCGCUCCAACCCAGUCAUGAUUAUAACCGAAUAUAUGGAAAACGGCAGCCUGGAUACAUUUUUGCGCGUCAACGAUGGAAAAUUUCAAACGCUACAGCUUAUUGUGAUGCUGCGUGGCAUUGCCAGCGGAAUGUCAUAUCUGAGCGAUAUGAAUUAUGUUCACCGCGAUUUGGCGGCUCGAAACGUGCUAGUCAAUGCCCAAUUGAUUUGCAAAAUUGCCGAUUUUGGUCUGUCGCGCGAAAUCGAAAAUGCCAGUGACGCCUAUACGACUCGGGGUGGCAAAAUUCCAGUACGCUGGACAGCGCCGGAAGCAAUAGCUUUUCGAAAAUUUACCUCAGCAUCGGACGUUUGGUCUUAUGGUGUUGUCUUAUGGGAGGUUAUGUCAUAUGGAGAGCGUCCUUAUUGGAACUGGUCAAAUCAGGAUGUUAUAAAGAGUAUUGAGAAGGGCUAUCGGUUGCCAGCCCCGAUGGAUUGCCCCGAGGCUCUGUAUCAGCUGAUGUUGGAUUGCUGGCAGAAGCAGAGGACACAUCGGCCAUCAUUUGCCAGUAUUGUCUCGACACUGGAUAAUUUGGCCAGGCAGCCGCAAUCUCUGUUAACGACCCGAAAUUCACCAGAAAAUGAUAGUUCACAUAUUUUGGAUACCCAACGAGGUCAUAACAUUUUCAUUAGUACUGAUCUAUGGCUAGAAAAUAUUAAAAUGUCAAGAUACAGUCAACACUUUAGAGAGGCUAAUUUAGUGAGUGCUCAACAGAUCUCAAGAUUAACAGCUCAACUGCUAUCGGAUAUGGGUAUAACUUUGGUAGGACAUCAAAAGAAGAUUUUACACCAAGCGCGGCAGCUGGAUACAAUAAUUUAAGCAGUUUAUUUUUUAAGAUAUGUCCAUAAGUUAAUGUAUAAAUUGCGUUUAUGCUAUGUUGCGAAAUCAACGACCAAGUCGAAAUAAACGAAUCGACUUGGCUGAAAACGAUAUAAAGUAGCUUAUUACAAAGAAGUAAAAUAGUAAUGUUUAUGCUCGCAUUUAACACUCGGUUUGAGAAAACGCAAUUUUCAAAAAAAACAGAGCAUAGCAUGAGCGCAGCAAUUUCAUACCAACAACCCAUAAAGUUGUUUUACACACAAACGUGAACGAGACACAAGAAAAUACAAUUUACAUAAUAUAAGGUACAUUUUGUAGUUUACUAAAAUGUAAGUACAUAUAUAUAUAUAAAUAUAAACACAAGGAUAGACAUGCAGGCCUGCUAAAGCAAUUUUAUACUUAUUUAUAUUUUAUAUAUGUAAGUGAGAAUAUCAGGUUAGCUUCCGUUUUCACUUGUAAUUAAUAUUCUCAAGAAUUCGUGGUUUACUUGCGCUUUUGCAAACAUUUACUUUAUUAUUAUUAUUUUGUAUAUGUGUAUGGGUAUAUGUAUAUGCAAGGUUCUGACAAAAUUACAAAAAUCGAAGUAUAAAUAAUCUAGUAAUUUACAAAAUGUGUUAAAUAUAUAUAAACUGAAGAAAUAUACAUACAAAUAGAAAUAUACAAACAAACAGACAGAUGCAUAUGCCUUUUAAAACUUGAGGCUGAAAUCAAUUUGAUUCGUUUAAGCAUUAACAAUUGUAUACAUUGAGCAUAUACACACAUGUAUAUACAUAUAUAUACAACUUAUCGAAUAAUUUUGCACACAUAUUUUAUAACCGACAAAUGUUUUAUUAUAUACAUCACGUACGAGUACAUAAUUAAUUUUAAAUAAUAUCUCUUGGUCCCAGAGUGGAAAACUGCCCUAUAUAUAACAUUAUAUACCUAGGUACUUAUAUUAAAUAGCGAAAGCAUUGCAUUUAUCGUAGGUUGAUUAUAUCUUGAAAUUUGGACUUUAACAAGUAUUAUUUAUACAUUGCAUACCCAUGUAAUUUAUUUGUAGCACCAUUCAUUUUAUAUAGUUCACAAAACUUGAACCGAAAAUCCAAUAAAACGAACACUAAAGAUCAA